Closterium sp. Yama58-4 is the source of this 1911-nucleotide messenger RNA. Lineage: Eukaryota; Viridiplantae; Streptophyta; Zygnematophyceae; Desmidiales; Closteriaceae. The record is from the annotation of a GenBank genome assembly.
AUGUCGUCGUCUCAAACCGCUCUCAACCUCGCUAUGUCGCAACCAGAAGUCUUCUCGUUCACCACGCGCACCACGCGCACCCGCAGCAGCAUCAGUCACCGCCAGUCGCGCCUUUGCUCGACCGCUCGCUGCUCUUGCCGCUCCGCGCUCGCCACCUUCCGCAUUCCCCCUCCAGCGCCCAUGGCGUGGAGCGGCAGCGGCGCGCGGUGCCGUGCCGAGCCAGCGGUCCCACUUUCCGCCUCCCCCCUCGCCCCUCAAACUACCUCCUGCUUGCGCCGUAACCUCGCAUCCCUCCCCGCUCUUCUCCCCGCCCCCGUUCUGCGCAGCCAGGAGGCGCGCAUGCGGCAGGAGGUGCUGAACCCGUUCCGCACGGUGCGCAUGUUCCUGUACGGCGCGUUCAUCGCGUCCGCGUCCGUCGGCGCGCUCAUCACCGCCACGUCGCUGCUCGCCAUCGCGACGGGCGCGCGCGACGCGGACGCGCUGCAGAUUCAGGACUCGCUCAAGGACCUCGGGAUUGACGUGGCGGCUGUCGCUAUAUUCGCGUUCCUGUACCGGUCGGAUGCGCGGGGCAAAGACGCAUCUCUGAACCGGCUGACUCGGGAAGAGAACCUGGCAAAGCUGCGCCUGGAGCUGCCCACGGGGCGCAUUGUCAGCCUGGCCCAGCUGCAGGGCUCCUGCCGCCUCAUCAUCGUCGCUGGCCCCCUCUCCCAUGUGCAAAACGCCCUCGCUGCCGCCGAGCCGUACCGUGCUGCGCUGCUGGAGCGAGCAGUGGUGGUAGCUCCGCUUGUGACUGUGGGUGCUGAAGCAGGGGCGGCAGCUUUAGAAAAUGUUGUGCUGCCUGGGGAUUUUAAAGGGUUUGCGGAGGUGGUGGACCCUGCUUGGGGGGGUGAAGUGGCUGGGGAUGGCGGUGGUAGGGGAAAGGUGGAUGAGCUGGGUGGUACUGCACAAGCUGCUACAGCUGCCACUGGGUUGCUUCAGAGGUGGAUGGGCCGGCCAACUUACACUGAUGAAUGGAACAGAUGGUUGAAGGAGCAAAUGAAGUUCGCCAAUGUGGCUCCGGGAUCUCCAGUGUACAUUUCUCUACGGCUAGAUGGGCGUGUUCGAGCUAGUGGAGUGGGAUAUCCGCCGUGGAAUGUGAUCGCUGCUCAAUUACCCCCCAUGAAGGGAAUGUGGGCUGGCCCACUUGAUGGAAUGGAUGGCCGGGGUCAUGACGUGGAGGCGGGCCCGUCGUCCGAUCUUCUUUACCCAGGAAUCACGCCGUCCGAGAAUGAGAUGCGAUGGGGAUUCAUUCGGAAGGUGUACGGCAUCAUUGGAGCACAACUCCUACUCACCGCAGCCGUCGGAUCGUGCUUCGCUCUCAUCCCAACCGUCCGCGACUUCGGCCUCACCAAUGGAUACUUCAUGUUCUUCGCCACCAUCCUACCCUUCGCCACGCUCAUUCCUCUCGUCAUCUAUCGGUCUCGCCAUCCUCUCAACCUGGCCUUGCUCGCAAUCUGGACGGCGUCCAUGAGCAUGACCGUGGGCCUCAUCUGCAGCAUGUACAGCGGGCCCAUAGUUGUCGAGGCUCUUGGCCUGACAGCUUCAGUGGUGCUGGGACUGACAGCGUACACGUACUAUGCUGUCAAGAAGGGGCAGGAGUUCAGCUACCUGGGUCCCAUGCUCUACGUCAGCCUCUGGCUGCUGCUCGGCUGGUCCUUCAUCCAAAUCUUCUGGGGCCUUGGCAGCGAGUUCGCUCUGGCUCUGGUGGGUGCGCUCAUCUUCGCCCUCUUCAUUGUGUACGACACCGACCUUAUCAUCAGGCGGUACUCAUACGACGAGUAUGUGAUGGCAAGCCUCAACAUCUAUCUUGACAUCAUCAACCUCUUCAUUCGCAUGCUUGAGAUCCUACAGUACCUGCAGGGCAACAACUGA